GCGGAAAGAGCUGAGCUGUGAAUCGCUUGUAGAAGAAGUGCGUCGUGGACUAGUCGUUUAUCACGUGAUUGCACGUGAAUCUACUGCUGAGCAAGAAUGAUGUCGAAUAGUGAUCGGGGUUUAGGUUUUAAACAAGCCUCAAGAGAACAUGUUUUGGCAGUUACUAGGAAUUUUGUAUCACAGCCGCGAAUCACAUAUAAAACUGUGUCUGGUGUAAAUGGGCCAUUGGUAAUUUUGGAUGAAGUAAAAUUCCCCAAAUAUGCUGAGAUCGUGCAGCUUCAUCUUAAUGAUGGAACUAUUCGAUCAGGGCAAGUUCUGGAAGUCAGUGGGUCAAAAGCAGUAGUUCAGGUCUUUGAGGGCACAUCCGGCAUAGAUGCGAAAAACACAUUAUGUGAGUUUACAGGAGACAUCUUGAGAACUCCCGUGUCGGAAGACAUGUUGGGCCGAGUGUUUAAUGGAAGUGGUAAACCUAUUGAUAAGGGACCACCAAUUUUAGCAGAAGCCUAUUUGGAUAUUCAAGGACAGCCAAUCAACCCAUGGUCUCGUAUUUAUCCUGAAGAAAUGAUUCAGACAGGAAUUUCUGCUAUUGAUGUGAUGAACUCCAUUGCCAGAGGUCAGAAGAUUCCGAUCUUUUCAGCUGCUGGUUUGCCACAUAAUGAGAUUGCAGCUCAGAUUUGUCGUCAAGCCGGUCUUGUGAAGCUGCCUGGCAAAUCAGUGCUGGAUGACCAUGAGGAUAACUUUGCCAUUGUAUUUGCUGCUAUGGGAGUCAAUAUGGAGACUGCCAGGUUUUUCAAACAAGACUUUGAGGAAAAUGGCUCCAUGGAGAAUGUGUGCUUGUUUUUGAAUUUGGCCAAUGAUCCCACUAUUGAACGAAUCAUCACUCCUCGUUUGGCCCUGACAGCUGCAGAGUUCUUGGCAUACCAGUGUGAGAAACAUGUGUUGGUCAUUCUCACAGACAUGAGCUCCUAUGCCGAGGCUUUGCGUGAGGUUUCAGCCGCCAGGGAGGAAGUUCCAGGUCGACGUGGUUUCCCUGGAUACAUGUACACAGAUUUGGCCACCAUCUAUGAACGUGCUGGACGUGUAGAAGGACGUAAUGGAUCCAUCACACAGAUCCCCAUUCUUACCAUGCCUAAUGAUGAUAUUACUCAUCCCAUCCCUGAUCUGACGGGUUACAUCACAGAGGGGCAAAUCUAUGUCGACCGUCAGCUUCACAACAGGCAGAUUUACCCACCAGUAAAUGUAUUGCCUUCUCUCAGUCGUUUGAUGAAGUCUGCUAUUGGUGAAAACAUGACACGUAAAGAUCAUGCUGAUGUGUCUAACCAACUGUACGCGUGUUAUGCUAUUGGGAAGGAUGUGCAGGCCAUGAAGGCCGUAGUAGGAGAAGAAGCCCUCACGCCUGAUGACUUGUUGUACCUCGAGUUCCUCGCCAAGUUUGAGAAAAAUUUCAUUUCUCAAGGUAACUACGAAAAUCGCACAGUGUUCGAGUCGUUGGACAUUGGUUGGCAGCUGCUUCGAAUCUUCCCCAAGGAAAUGUUGAAACGAAUCCCGGCAGCCACACUGGCAGAAUUCUACCCGAGGGACUCCAGACAUACUGCCGCAAAGUAGACGUUGUAUGGGUAUAGUCCAUCUCUGUAACUUAGCUACAGACAGCAGCACCUGUCACAUCAGGUUCUUAGCUUUGGAUCCGUGGUAUUCAAAAAUUCUAUAUUAUGUUUCUCUUAAAUUGGGUACAUAUUUGAUCAGAUGUACACAGAGCAUAAUAACUAUGAUUUUUAUACCCAAGUUUGAAUUGGAUAUACGUUAAAACCAUGUGUAAAUAUUUGAUUUAAAAAUUGAUAUUAUAUAGAAUUCAACAUUCUUCAUGCCGCGAUGAAUUCUCCGGUGUACGUAACUUCUUGAGUAUGAUUCUUGCUCCCUUUGUUUAUCUUAAGUUGUUUUACAGAUUAGGAUAUAUACAUAAAAAGACAGAAAGCUUUUCUUAAACUCAAAAAUUAAUUUGCCAAUUAGAUUUACAGAUUAUGACAGAAUAGAUGGAUGCAGUAUUAUCAGGGAAUGCGGAUAAUACGUACAUUAAACUUUUUAUUGUCUUAUUUAAAAGUGAACGGUGAAAAACGCAUGUCCCAACCGGUUGACCAAAGACAAUUAAUUUUGAGUUAUGUUGUCAUUGUGACUGGAGAAGUAAACUUUCUGCUUAAUUUUGUUUAUACCCUUUUAUCUGUCACGCUUAACAUUAACGAUCCGUUGUAGCUGGUAGGAAAUGUUUCCUCUGUUUAAAUUUGUCUACAGCGUGGUGGUAGGAAUAAUAAUUCUACUUCAGUCAGUACUGUGAACUUUACGUUUAAAUACGCUGUUUCCUGUUGUAAAUGGGGAAUGUAAUUCUGCUUUCUUUGAAAGGGUAUUAGAGAAUUAAUUGGUUCUACUUUGUAAUUGUGGUAGCGUGGAUGAGAAUAAUCAGUCUGUUCUUUAUAAAUGAAUUUAAUAUUUGCAGGAUUGUGCUCAAGGUGGUGGAACUCGGAGUUAAAUUAAAUCUGUUUACAAUACUCAUGUUUAAGUACAGUAUUUUGGAGAAAGUAUGACAAAAAUAACUUUAGCUACUCUUAACAUCAAUUUCACUUUGUUAUGGAGUAUAAAUUGUACGUUAGUCGUUACGUAUCCAGUUUGAGACGACUCGUUUUCAGUUUGGGUGUUCAGAUUCAUGGCUGUGUGCUGUCUCCUUCAGACAAUAUCGUGAAGUUCAUGUCAUCACAAGACGUACAGUAAUUAACAUUCCACUAAUUCAUUCAUUCAAGUAGAAAGAUAAAAUUAGUAGAAUUUUCCUUCGUGCUGUCUAUACUACAAAGAUUUGAAUUUGUGUACAUUUUGUGUGUAAAUCAUUUUUGAAAUGUUAUUUUCACAUAAGUUUACGUAUUAAUUGGGGGUUGAAGUACCGUAAAAAGUUCAUUUCCAUAGGUGGUUUGUACAGUUAUUUUAUGUGCCUGCAGAUGUCAGCGUCUGAGGUCACGUGAGACGUACUGUGGUUUGAUCGUACCUAAACAGUAUUCUCUUAGUUUCGGUGAGUGGUCGUCUGUAGACGUGGUGUAAUUAUAGUAGAAUAGAAGUUGAACAUAUAAGAGGAUUGUUAGCUGAUAAAAAUAGAAGUAUAUAUAAUGUGUAUGAUGUUGAAAUUGUUUUUGUGGUAAAAUACUUGCCACUACCAUGUCUCUUGAAAGAGUGGCAAUAGCAAAGAUAACUGGAAUAAAAUGUUUUAAUGCCUCUUUGCCAACGCAUAGACCCCCAAGACA
This is a messenger RNA of Zootermopsis nevadensis, 3281 nucleotides long. RefSeq names its product V-type proton ATPase subunit Vha55 (gene Vha55). NCBI's taxonomy places the organism in Eukaryota, Metazoa, Arthropoda, Insecta, Blattodea, Termopsidae. Gene Ontology annotation, molecular function: ATP binding; proton-transporting ATPase activity, rotational mechanism. Gene Ontology annotation, biological process: vacuolar acidification; ATP metabolic process; proton transmembrane transport. The record is from RefSeq and is a predicted model, not a curated record. Gene Ontology annotation, cellular component: proton-transporting V-type ATPase, V1 domain.